Taeniopygia guttata (zebra finch) is the source of this 911-nucleotide messenger RNA. RefSeq names its product succinate dehydrogenase complex assembly factor 3 (gene SDHAF3). Gene Ontology annotation, cellular component: mitochondrial intermembrane space; mitochondrion. The record is from RefSeq and is a predicted model, not a curated record. Lineage: Eukaryota; Metazoa; Chordata; Aves; Passeriformes; Estrildidae. Gene Ontology annotation, biological process: mitochondrial respiratory chain complex II assembly; succinate metabolic process.
CUCCUCUUGUCUAACAGGGAAAAUGAAUCAAAUUUAAGCGUAUGACGCUUGGGCUUAGCGGCCUAAUUCAUUUUGUACCAUUCUACUCUGGUAUAAAGUGCAUAUUUCAUCCUUCUGGUGGUGAACCUAGAGCCAAAAAUGAUCUGUUUGCUUUAUCUAUCUACAUAUCGUGAUCUCCGCCACCCGCACCCGUCUUUGUGAAACCACAUCCUCCACUCUUACCAGCCCUACUCGUACCCAUUGCUGGGUAUCGCUCUGAGGGCCACCCGCGGCACGCAGCUCCCGGCCCGCGGCAGCGCCGCCCCACACGGGCUCGGCCCGGAGGAGGCGCGGCCCGGCCCGGCCCGGCCCCGGGGCCGCCCCAGGCGCCGCCAUGGCGGGCGGAGCGCGGCGGCUCUACCGCCGCAUCCUGCGGCUGCACCGCGCCCUGCCGCCCGCCCUGCGCGACCUGGGCGACCGCUACGUCAAGGAGGAGUUCCGGAGGCACAGGGCGGCCGGGCCCGCCGAGGCCCAGCGCUUCCUGCGGGAAUGGGAGAACUAUGCAGCACUGAUCCAUCAACAAAUUAAUGAGGACAAGCAAAACUUGAGAGAAAAGGCUGUAUAUGGAAUUCAGCUCACAGAAGAAAAACUUAAUGACUUCCGUGAUGAACAGAUCGGGCAGCUGAAGGAACUGAUGGAUGAGGCUACCAAACCUAAUAAAAAAAUCACCAUUUCUAAAGACUCAGAAUACAAAACCUAAAAGAUUAAAAAUUUUAUUUUAAUGCAUAUGGAAGCAUUUUGACACUGCUUUUUCCAGUUGUACUUGAAUGUGGUUUCUAUGAGAUAAUGGAUGCUGCUGAUACUAUAACUUCUCUGAAAUGGAUGUGUUUGGCUUUUGUGCAAGAAUAAAUGGAAAAAUGGAAUAAACACAA